AUGGAAAAACCUGUAUAUAAAAAGAAUUAUAAUGAAAAAAGUGCAAGUAUACGCCGUAUUCUUCAAGAAAUACGUGAACUUGAGGGCAGCAAAGAAGUUGUAGCAACACCAUUAGAAGAUAAUAUUUUCGAAUGGCAUUUUACAAUACCGGGGGUUCCUGGAACAGAGUUUAGUGGUGGGAGAUACCAUGGAAAGAUUUUUCUUCCGGUUGAAUAUCCGUUUCGUCCUCCUAGUUUUCGCUUUUGCCAUGAAAAUGGGCGUUUUGCUGUGAAUAAAGAGAUAUGUCUUAAUAUUUCUUCUUUUCAUGAGGAACUUUGGCAACCAGUAUGGGGAAUUCAUACAGCACUAAUAAGCCUUUCUAAUUUCAUGCUUACUAAAUCCGAAGGACAUAUUGGAGGUUUAGAUUUUACUGAAAAAGAAAGAAAGAGAAUAGCUUUGCAGUCUCGUGAUUGGGUAUGUCCUGAAUGUAAUCGGAAAAACAUUGAUAUACUUCCUGAUAUGGAGAAUGAAUUUGGAAGUUUUUCACGUCCUGAGAUUCCAAAAUUAUGUUUUGCCUAUAAAGAUGAAGAUUAUAGUCGAAAGAAUAAGAUUAUUUCCUUUUUUAUAACAGCAAAAACAUUUAUUAGACGAUUAUUUUUAUUUUUAAAGGAAGAGUUGUCAGGAUCACUUCCUUUUAUGGAAAAAUAUGAAAUUAUACCCUUUUGGAUAGAUAUUUUUAUUGCUUUUUUUACUAUUGUUUUACUUUCUAUUAUCAUUAAACGCUUUUUUUUGUGA
Pneumocystis jirovecii RU7 is the source of this 774-nucleotide messenger RNA. RefSeq lists its product as uncharacterized. NCBI's taxonomy places the organism in Eukaryota, Fungi, Ascomycota, Pneumocystomycetes, Pneumocystales, Pneumocystaceae. The coding region runs from base 1 to 774 and encodes 257 amino acids. The transcript is spliced from 6 exons. The record is from RefSeq and is a predicted model, not a curated record.